CGAAGCUGUCGCGUGACGUCAAGACGUUGCGGUUAGGACGUCGAAGCCAAGGAGAAGAGCCAGACGGGCGCCAGAGUAUUGUUGUGACGGUGUUGCUACCGAUUUGGAUUCUUGCUGACAAGUCCGGAGAGCGAACGGUCCUGACUAGUGUUACAGUGAAAAGGCAGUCUGGCUCCCGAGGUCCACUCCUUACACCCCAAGGUCCAGAUGGCGGCCAACGUGGGUGACCAACGCAACACGGAUUGGUCCUCCCAGUACAGCAUGGUGGCUGGCGCUAGCAGAGAGGACAGCCUGGAGACUCCCAUCCAUGAGAACCCAGAGUGGGAGAAGGCCCGCCAGGCCCUGGCCAGCAUCAGCAAAUCAGGAGCAGCCAGCAGCUCCAAGGCCAGCAGCACUGUGGCCAGUGCCCAAUACGUGUCUCAGGCAGAAGCCUCAGCCUUGCAGCAGCAGCAGUACUACCAGUGGUACCAACAGUACAACUAUGCCUACCCCUACAGCUACUACUACCCCAUGAGCAUGUACCAGAGCUAUGGCUCCCCUUCCCAGUACGGCAUGGCCAGCUCCUACGGCCCAGCUGCGACCCAGCAGCCCCCGGCUCCCCAGCACCAAGGGACUCUGAACCAGCCCCCGGUCCCCGGCAUGGAUGAGGGCAUGACCUACCAAACCUCACCUCAGCAGCUGCCAUCGGCCCAGCCCCCGCAGCCCUCCAACCCUCCACAUGGAGCCCACACUCUCAGCAAUGGCCCUCAGCCUGGAGCAGCCCCAGCCACGCAGCACAGCCAGACGGGGUCCUCUGCGGGCCAGACCUACGGGUCACACACCUACAGCGAGCCUGCCAAACCCAAGAAGGGCCAGCAGCCAUGGACCCGCAUGAAGCCAGCCCCUGGGACUGGAGGUCUCAAGUUCAACAUUCAGAAGCGGCCCUUUGCUGUCACCAACCAAAACUUCAGCUCCAGUGCAGAGAAUCAGCACAGCAGUUUUGGGGCCCAGCCCAACCCUGAAAAACCACAAAACCACAGUGGUCCUUCAGCCCGAGGAAACCUGUCUGGGAAGCCGGAUGACUGGCCACAAGACAUGAAGGAGUAUGUGGAACGCUGCUUCACCGCCUGCGAGUCGGAGGAGGACAAGGACCGGACUGAAAAGCUGCUCAAGGAGGUGCUACAGGCUCGGCUCCAGGACGGCUCUGCCUACACCAUCGACUGGAGCCGGGAGCCUCUGCCUGGGCUGACCAGGGAGCCUGUGGCUGAGAGCCCCAAGAAGAAGCGGUGGGAGGCCCCUAGCAGCCUUCACCCUCCCAGGGGGGCAGGCUCGGUGACCAGGGGCGGGGGUGCCCAGUCCCAGCGAGGGACGCCGGGGGCUGGGGGUGCUGGCCGAGCCCGGGGUAGCAGCUUCGCCAAGUUCGGCAACCGCAACGUCUUCAUGAAGGAUAACAGCUCUUCCUCCAGCACAGACUCCCGCUCCCGUUCCUCCUCCCGGUCCCCCACCCGCCACUUCCGGAGAAGUGACUCCCACUCGGACUCUGACAGCUCCUACUCGGGGAACGAGUGUCACCCUGUGGCCCGUAGGAACCCACCUCAGAAGGGCCGGGGUGGCCGAGGGGCUCACAUGGAUCGGGGCCGAGGCAGGGCACAGCGCGGGAAGAGGCAUGAUCUGGCUCCCACCAAGCGUAGCCGCAAGAAGAUGGCUGCCCUGGAGUGCGAGGAUCCCGAACGCGAGCUGAAGAAGCAGAAGCGGGCGGCCCGUUUUCAGCACGGGCACCGCCGCCUGCGCCUGGAGCCCCUUGUGCUGCAGAUGAGCAGCCUGGAGAGCGGAGGGGCUGACCCUGACUGGCAGGACCUGCAGAUCGUGGGCACCUGCCUGGAUAUCACCAAGCACUACCUACGUCUCACCUGCGCACCUGACCCGUCUACUGUGCGUCCAGUUUCUGUUUUGAAAAAGUCACUGUGCAUGGUCAAGUCCCACUGGAAGGAGAAACAGGACUAUGCAUUCGCCUGUGAGCAGAUGAAGUCCAUCCGGCAGGACCUGACGGUGCAAGGCGUCCGCACUGAGUUCACCGUGGAAGUAUACGAGACCCACGCCCGCAUUGCCUUGGAGAAGGGUGACCACGAAGAGUUCAACCAGUGCCAGACACAGCUCAAGUCCCUGUAUGCUGAGAACCUGCCAGGCAACGUGGGCGAGUUCACCGCGUACCGCAUCCUCUACUACAUGUUUACCAAGAACUCAGGCGAUAUCACCACAGAGCUGGCGUACCUCACCAAGGAGCUCAAGGCAGACCCUUGUGUGGCCCAUGCAUUGGCAUUGCGGGCAGCCUGGGCCCUGGGCAACUACCACCGCUUCUUCCGGCUCUACGGCCAUGCGCCCUGCAUGUCUGGUUAUCUUGUGGACAAGUUUGCAGACCGGGAGCGCAAGGCUGCCCUCAAGGCAAUGAUCAAAACCUUCCGCCCUGCGCUUCCAGUCUCCUACCUGCAGGCCGAGCUGGCCUUUGAGGGCGAGGCCGCCUGCCGGGCCUUCCUAGAGCCCCUAGGCCUGGCCUACACGGGCCCGGACAACUCCAGCGUGGACUGCCGCCUCAGCCUGGCGCAGCUGCCAGCCUUCUGAGCGCCCAGCCAGCAUGGGCAGGGGCGGGGCCGAGGCCCCCAGCACCGCCUUUGCGGAUUUUGUUUUGAGCCAUGGACUUGGGUUGUAAAUUAAUUUCUGGGAGUAGGCUCCAGGAAGAGCCACAGUCCCAUCUCCAUUUCCCAGUGGAGAGUCUGUACAUACAGAGAUUUUUCUACGUUUUUAUUUUUUGCCUCAGAGGGAUGGUGGGGGGAGGGUGGGAGAGGGGUGGGGGCUGCAGGCUCUGUGCCCACCUCUCACCCCACACUAAUGCUGUCUCAGUGUUUUUUUCUCUCUCUCUCUCGAGCUUGUACUCCGGCACCCGAACCGGCGCACUGGCCCAUCCCAUGCUGGGGGGCCAGUGGAAAGAAGACAGGCCGUCCAGCCCGCACCCGCCUGCAGUGGGCACCAGCCAGCCAUGCCCGCUGCCUUGUCUGCCUCUUCAUAGACUCUUGUUGCCCAGCCUUCGGGGCCUCAGUGUUUGGGGUGAGGGGAGCUGCUUAGAGACUAUGUCCCAUCCUUGGUCUCCCACCCCAGAAAUGCCAACGCCGCCAGCACCAGCACCAGCACCGUCCCCACCAGACCAGCGCACCACCCAGCCCUGAGGACUCCGAGGCCAUCCAUCGCGGGACCUUGCCGGCCGGGCCGCCUCGUCUCAAGUUGUAUUAAGUUGUCUCCAUGUCCCUUUCCCCUCUACCCCAAUGUUUCUUCUGAUUUUUCCCCCUCCCCUCCUUCCUCUUCCUGCUUUCCCUGGCUCAGCACAGGUAAAAUGGUUACCCUCCUUCCCACCCUCCCUCCCUGCC
Molecule: messenger RNA, 3398 nt
Organism: Perognathus longimembris pacificus (Pacific pocket mouse)
Lineage: Eukaryota; Metazoa; Chordata; Mammalia; Rodentia; Heteromyidae
Gene: Leng8
Product: leukocyte receptor cluster member 8
Exons: 16
Coding region: 208-2598 (796 amino acids)
Cellular component (GO): nucleus
Source: RefSeq, a predicted model, not a curated record